This is a messenger RNA of Thamnophis elegans (Western terrestrial garter snake), 607 nucleotides long. RefSeq names its product retinol binding protein 7 (gene RBP7). Gene Ontology annotation, cellular component: cytosol; nucleus. The annotation marks the transcript as partial. NCBI's taxonomy places the organism in Eukaryota, Metazoa, Chordata, Lepidosauria, Squamata, Natricidae. Gene Ontology annotation, molecular function: fatty acid binding. The transcript is spliced from 3 exons. Gene Ontology annotation, biological process: fatty acid transport. The record is from RefSeq and is a predicted model, not a curated record.
UUUAACCGGGAAAGCCACUCAAUAUCUAAUGGCAGGCGGUUUAACCUCCCACGUGUCACUUUUGUGUCUGGCACAGGUAUAGAUUUCGCAACCCGCAAGAUAGCAAACAUGUUGAAGCCUCAGAAGGUCAUCAAACAGGAAGGGGAUUUGUUUACUAUCAGGACGACCAGCACUUUUCGAAACUAUUUUGUCGAGUUCAAAAUUGGAGAGGAGUUUGAGGAAGAUAACAAAGGACUGGACAACCGAAAAUGCAGAAGCGUGGUGUCUUGGGAGAAUGAUAAACUUGUCUGCACCCAGAAUGGAGAAAAGAAAAACAGAGGGUGGUCGCAUUGGAUCGAAGGGGACGAACUGUAUUUGGAGCUCCGUUGCGAAGGGCAGACAAGCACACAGGUUUUCAAGCGAGGGUGACACUCAAAACCGGACUCUUCAAAAGAAGAGCUGCGCAUGGCACCUUCAAGGCAGCACGACGUCUUUUCACUGCAAGUCAACAACGUGGAAACUUCAGUAUUUUCUCCAUUUUCUCCUUCUCGGAAAUGCUCUUGAGGAUUCCUAGAGGAAAUAAAGGUGGCGGUUAUGAAGUUACUUCAUUAAACAUAUUGGCAACGCA